This is a messenger RNA of Ornithorhynchus anatinus (platypus), 913 nucleotides long. RefSeq names its product IQ motif containing K (gene IQCK). NCBI's taxonomy places the organism in Eukaryota, Metazoa, Chordata, Mammalia, Monotremata, Ornithorhynchidae. The record is from RefSeq and is a predicted model, not a curated record. Bases 18 to 809 code for a protein of 263 amino acids. The transcript has 9 exons. Gene Ontology annotation, molecular function: protein binding.
GGGCAACGGCGGCGCCCAUGGCCGGGCCGCCCCGGCCCGCCGGGGGGCUGUGGGAGCAGAUCUGCAACGAGUAUGAAGCUGAACAGCCUCCAUUUCCAGAGGGCUAUAAAGUCAGAGAGGCUACUGUGACUUCUGCCAUACCAUUGGAGUCAACAAUUUUGAGCCAUUUUAAUCUGCAGCACUUUUAUCCAGUUUCCCUAGACUAUUCUGCGAUCCAAAAUGUACCUCCGCCACCACUUCCGGAAGUUCCAGAAGUAAUUGACCCCAAAACUUGUUCUCCUAAAGACUAUUUAGAAACGUACAUAUUUCCAGUCCUUUUACCUGGAUUGGUCGAACUGCUCCAUCAAGCGAAGAAGGAAAAAUGUUUUGAGAGAAGAAGAACAAAAUUUAUUGCCUGCGAUUUCCUGACCGAAUGGCUGUACAAUCAGAAUCCAAAGAGGACAGAUGAAUCCUUCACCGAAUUCUUCUCCAUUCCAUUUGUGGUGGAUUGGCUGAAAGACCAUCCUAGGCCACCUGUUCCUCUAUCUCUCCUCUUGUCAGAAGAAGGAGCAGCUUUAAUAAUACAGUCAUUCUGGCGGGGUUAUCGGAUUCGUUGUGAUCCCGAGGUCCAAGAACUACGUCAGUGGCAGAAACAGCUGAGGCAAGAGAAGCACAUUCGUGAGAGAGUGAAAGAGUUCUGGAAUAAACAGGAAAUCAAAGUGAAAUGCAAAUUAGAUGACUUUGGUGAAGAAUUACCAGCUGAUCCUUUGGGCCUUGAAGUUUCACUCCAGUCACCAACUCCUCCAAGUGCAAUACAUUUCACAACUUAAAUUUCAGGCAUCGCCUCAUUUCUUAUAAUUAGAAGAUAAUUCUGCAUUGUCAGAGAAAUGUAUGUUAUUUGCAAAAAUUUCAGUAAAAGAGUAUGAUGAAAGUA